This is a messenger RNA of Hypomesus transpacificus, 972 nucleotides long. RefSeq names its product B-cell translocation gene 4 (gene btg4). The transcript has 4 exons. The record is from RefSeq and is a predicted model, not a curated record. The coding region runs from base 135 to 938 and encodes 267 amino acids. Lineage: Eukaryota; Metazoa; Chordata; Actinopteri; Osmeriformes; Osmeridae. Gene Ontology annotation, biological process: negative regulation of cell population proliferation; negative regulation of mitotic cell cycle. Gene Ontology annotation, cellular component: nucleus; cytoplasm.
UUAAUUUACUAGAUUGAUUAGUUGGGUAUUAAUAGUGUAGACAAUUGUCUACUAUAUUCUGCUGAAUUCAGUUUUUCCUGUGAAAUUUAUUUUGGUGAGUCUGGUUGUGGAACAGUGUGUGGCCGCUAGUAGUUAUGAAGGACGAAAUAGCAGCAGCUGUGUUCUUUGUAGCACGACUGGUCAAGAGACAUGGCUGCCUGGACAACGAGGGCAGAGAUCGCUUUGCUGCUGCUCUGACCUCUGCUCUGUUUGAGAGCUACAAGAACCAUUGGUACCCACACACUCCCACCAAAGGCCAGGCGUACAGGUGUUUGCGUAUGAAUCGUUUCCAGUUGAGGGACCCAGUGUUAGAAAGGGCAUGUAUAAAAGGUGCCAUUCUGUACGAAGAUCUGGGGUUGCCAAAUGAACUUACUGUCUGGGUGGACCCAGGAGAAGUCUCCUGCAGGUAUGGGGAGCGCUGUGCACCCUUCUGUGUAAUUCAGCUGGAGGACUUCCACCGUGGUGGUGGGGAAUUUUCUCGUCGUAUUCAAAAUGCUGUGGAGCGUGCUGCCUUGGAUGUCCAAUCAGGGGCCUUGUCUGAUGAGGAGGGUGGGGACACCAGCAUGAGUAGCAGUUGCAGCAGCCUAUCAACUUCAUGUCCUGCUCCAGGCCCAACCCCCAGCCUAGAGCCCAAAACGAUUCCAACAGUGAGCAAUCCUAACAGUGUCUACCAGAUCAGUGAAUUUGCUCCAGCUGGUCCACAGCCGUGGGCAGGGUACCCCAAAAGGAAGCCUUUCUCUGGGGAGGGCCACCCAUCUCAUGCCCCUCCAGGGACCCUGUUCUCCCAGCACAGCUUACAGUUCCCUCCCCAGAAAGGCUACAAACCCUACAGGGCAUCCUUCUGCUUUACUGGGCCCCGGGUUGACAAGUACCAUUGGGUCAGCAAGUCCAGGUCCUAGGGAACUGGAACUGCUGGGGAACCAAGGCCCAGGA